GUGGUCGGAGCUCUGAUCAAUCGAAUCCUCCAAGCCACCCAAUCUUCCCUGCUCUGUAAUCCUGCGUCGGAAUCAGUAUUUGGGUAGAGGCCCAGCGUUUGGAAGUCUUAUUCUAGCUCUUCGUUGGUUCAUUUGUGAGCAGUGAAGGCCGGAGCUUCGUUUGUUAGGUGCAGGUUGUCGCUACCUCGUGUGGCGAUGGCGGCCUCUCUGUUGUCCAGAACGAGCGUGUGCGUGGGAACGGAGGCGCGCGUCGUCGCUAAGAGGUUUGUGGCUGCGAGAACGUGCAAUGCGGUGUCGUUGGGGUCGUCUUUCAAUGAGGUGACGAAGGUGAAAGGACUUGGGUUGGAUGGGUUGAGCCUAGCGCGGCGUGUGGAGAGGAGGAGAAGCGGAGUUGUGCUGAAUGUAGCGGCGCCGCUGACGUUGGUGCCAGAGCCGGAGACGCCCGAGGUAGCUGAGGAGGUUCAAGAAUUCGACGCGUCGAGGAAACCACCCUUCACGUUGAGCGACAUCCGGGCUGCAAUUCCGAAGCAUUGUUGGGAGAAGAACACAUGGAAAUCAUUGAGCUAUGUGUUGCGCGAUGUGGCGAUUGUGUUCGGGUUGGCCGCCGGCGCUGCAGCUGUGAACAGCUGGUUUGUGUGGCCGUUGUACUGGCUGGCGCAAGGAACCAUGUUUUGGGCUCUCUUCGUGCUGGGCCAUGACUGUGGUCAUGGCAGCUUUUCCAACAACAAGACGCUGAACAGUUUGAUCGGUCACCUAACUCACUCAUCCAUACUUGUUCCAUACCACGGGUGGCGGAUUAGCCACAGAACUCACCACCAGAACCAUGGGCAUGUGGAGAACGACGAGUCGUGGCAUCCGUUGACGAAGAGCCAAUACGACGGCAUGGACUUCUGGGCGAAGGUUGGGCGUCUGAAAUUUCCGUGGGCUAUGUUCGCGUAUCCAUUCUACUUGUGGACGAGGAGUCCCGGAAAGAGUGGAUCCCACUAUGAUCCGAAGAGCGACCUGUUUGUACCGAGCGAGGCGAAAGAUGUGAUCACGUCCACCACUUGCUGGACAGCAAUGCUUGCAGGUCUUGUGGCCCUGAGCUUCGCCGUCGGACCCAUGUGGGUGUUCAAGCUGUACGUGGUGCCCUACUGGGUGAACGUGGUGUGGCUAGAUGCUGUGACUUACUUGCACCACCACGGCUACGACAAGAAGGUUCCGUGGUACCGUGGAACGGAGUGGAACUACAUGCGCGGCGGGCUGUCCACAAUCGACAGGGAUUAUGGGAUUUUCAACAACAUUCAUCACGACAUUGGUACCCAUGUGGUGCACCACUUGUUUCCUCAGAUUCCUCACUACCACCUGAUUGAAGCGACUGAAGCGGUCAAGCCUGUGUUGGGAGAUUACUACAGAGACCCAAAGAAGUCAGGGCCCAUUCCGACACAUCUGUUGGAUCCUCUUAUGACCAGUCUGAAGGAAGACCACUACGUGGCUGAUACGGGCGACAUCGUUCACUACCAGACAGAUCCUACCUUCUGAGUGCCAUAGCAGUGAGUUCUGGCUGUCCUACGCUGCGAAGUGGCCUUAGGACAAUCUCAACUUCCGUUGCGGUCCUGAAGAACUAGUGAUCAUAUGCAAUUUUUUUUCUACUAAUUUAUAGGACUUAGUGAUAUAUUUACUUCUCUGCAGUUGUGCAGAAAUGGAUCUCUUCAGUGGAAGAGUAUUUACACUUGAUGGUGCUCAGUGCCGGGAUGGUCUCGACGUGUAUGGUUACACGUAUUGGUCAUGUACUGAAGGUUAAUCUCGGGCCAUCCUGAAAUUAUUUGGGCGUGGAUCUGGAAACUUUUUGGGAGUCGACAGGCUACGCCUCGAGGUUAUUUCCUCGUUGUAGUUUUUGGAGAAGUUAUUUCCACACAAAGCAUCUUCGCGGUGGGUAAAGUUGAAACCGGUGGGUAGGGUGAGAAACUGAUGGAAUUGAAGCGAAUGGACUGAAGUCUCAUUCUUGCAGAUGCGCGUAGACGUGCGCAACUAUCAACAGAAGUCGGUGGAAACUUAUUGAACGAUGUAUCCCAUCGUAGGGCUGAUUUGCUUCAAUGAGCGGCAUUCAUCAAUGGUUCUAUUCAUAGAUUUAUAGAUUAAACCUUGUUCUUUCUCUCCAUGUAUUAUUAUUCAACGGAUUUAGAAUGAUUGCAGUGACAAUUUUCGCGUUUGUUUGGAACGCAGAAUAUUGUUGCUGUACAAUAUUUUAUAUCUUCAAACCUGA
Molecule: messenger RNA, 2245 nt
Organism: Physcomitrium patens
Lineage: Eukaryota; Viridiplantae; Streptophyta; Bryopsida; Funariales; Funariaceae
Product: omega-3 fatty acid desaturase, chloroplastic
Biological process (GO): lipid metabolic process
Molecular function (GO): oxidoreductase activity, acting on paired donors, with oxidation of a pair of donors resulting in the reduction of molecular oxygen to two molecules of water
Source: RefSeq, a predicted model, not a curated record